This is a messenger RNA of Aspergillus novofumigatus IBT 16806, 748 nucleotides long. RefSeq lists its product as uncharacterized. The transcript has a single exon. The record is from RefSeq and is a predicted model, not a curated record. The coding region runs from base 127 to 516 and encodes 129 amino acids. NCBI's taxonomy places the organism in Eukaryota, Fungi, Ascomycota, Eurotiomycetes, Eurotiales, Aspergillaceae.
UUUUCUCUUUGUGUCGAAAUUUUUGGUGGGCUUGAAAGGCAGCAUGGUCUUGCGAUUUCUAUUUUUCUGCCAGAGGUUACUACCCUCCUGGUUCGGUCUAGCCGGCUAUACAGGCAUCACUCCCAGAUGAGUGCACGAUGGCUCGGGGGUUCCAUGCUCUUCUUUUUACCCUUUCUCUUCUGUCAUCAGUGGGUCUUGGUUCUGGGUCACAGAACCGCCCUGUCUACGCUCGCUAUAUCUUCUUUUGAUGACAUCUUUUACUCGAGCUUGGAGCUUGACCCGCCCAUUGAACGAGGAGCUCUUCGCACCCUCCCUACCGAAUACUCCGUCAUCCUCACAAACAUCAUAGUCAUCAUUCAUUUCAUGGUGCUACGGCUCGGAACGGCGAACUUUGAGAAGUUGUCUUUGCCCUUGCAUAUGUGUUUUUUGUCCCGUUUUUCCAUUGCGCAUUUCUGGCGUCAGCCAUUUAAUAUUAGAUCUCUAUUUCUGUCUUGUUUGCUGCCGCAGUUUGUUUGAUCACCACCCUGAUUGUCGCCGCGUCGCUCCUCGCCUCAUCGCACACCACCUUCUUCCGUCUCUAUGUGGCUUGCCGUGGCUGUCCUUCGAUGGUAAUUCUUUAAUGACCGAGGAAUAAGCGGCGUUUGUGCAUUUGAUGGAAGAGUCCCUCCCGCCUGGAUCGGGCAGUCACUCUGUUUUCACGCGAAGCUUAGCAUAUAAAUGUUUGAAUAUGUCCAACGUGGGAUGCACC